GCUCCCCUAGCGGCACACAAGUCAACUGCAAGACUAUAAACAAACUGCUUCUAUCAAUGUUAUUCAUGUUAUCAACACACAGUUAUCAAUCUUUGAAAAUUCUUGUUUUAAGUAUAGUAAAAAUCGUGUUUGCCCUGCCCGGUUGAAUAUUACAACUGUACUAUGGACCCCAUCGAGUACAAAAUCCUGCACGAGCGCGCCAUGCAGAACAACAACGGCACAUCGGCGCUCAAUGUUUUCCUGCACAUCGUUCCGUCGUUUUUCACUAGCUUCCACACAAUUCAACUGAUGUCUGUGACGGCGGUCACGCAAAUCCCGGUCCGCUUUUUGCUGGAGUUCUGCCUAAUUGUGCUGCCAUUCGUGCUGAUGGUCACCGUUCUAAGCGAACUGGUUAGUAACAUCACUCUGGCGUUGCUGGUGAUUAGCGGUCUGUCGGCUCUCCAGCAAGUGCGGAACAAAAUGCACCUGAUGCCGUUCGUACAAAUACCGGGCAGGAAACCCCAGUUCAUGACUGCGUCCCGGGCACUCAUAAACUUGAUGACGGCGGUGUGUAUUUUAGCGGUAGACUUUCGAAUUUUUCCACGGCAUUUGGCAAAAACAGAGACGUUCGGGUUUGGACUGAUGGAUGUCGGUGUUGGAUUGUACGUGUUCAGUAAUGGGAUCGUUUAUCGAGUUGAUGACGGGCGGAAGCUGAAUUGGUUGCGAGUAAGGAAUGUACUGCUAGGAAGCGUUCCCUUGUUGGUGCUUGGAGCGGCGAGAUUUUUCGUGACGCAAGAAAUCGAUUACCAGCAGCAUGUUUCCGAGUACGGGGUUCAUUGGAACUUUUUCAUCACGCUGGCGAUUGUUAAAAUAUUUGGGACUCUAAUUAUGGACGUGAUUCGGGAUCCUGAGAUUGCUAAGUUCAUCGCAAUAACCGUCCUUUGCGGACACGAGAUGAUGCUUCACCUGGGUGUCUCUCGGUAUGUGCUGAGUGAGAAAACUGGAAGGUCAAAUUUUCUGGAUGCCAAUCGCGAGGGGCUAGCGUCUAUACCGGGAUACGUUGCGCUGUAUUUGGCUUCUACAUACGUGGGCUCGGUGAUGAGACCUUCGGUGGAAAUUCAACCAGCAAAGAAGUUCCUGCGUCAGGCUACCAAACUGAGCGUAAUUGCGGGCGUGUGUUGGAAAAUGAUUUACGUGUGCGAGGAUAUGUUCGGCGUCUCCCGGCGGUUGGCCAACAUGGGCUACGUGUUUUGGAUUCUGUCGAUCGGUACCACCAUGUGUGCGCUGUUCAUGUUCUGCGAAGUGUUUAUCUACUUUGUGCGCUUUGAGGAACCAAAAUCGCCGGAUCAGAUUAUGAAGGGAGACGAUUUCUGCAUUUGCUACAUUCCACUGAUAUUUGAAUCGAUUAACGGAAACGGACUGGUGUUUUUUCUCAGUGCCAAUUUGCUGACAGGUCUUAUUAACAUGGUUUUUCAAACGUUGCUAAUGGAAGCACCCGCGGCACUCAUCAUUAUCAGCUACUAUAUUUUUAUACUUUGCGUUGUAACUGUUUUCAUGCAAGUUAACAAAAUCAAGCUUAAAAUUUGGUAAGCAAUGGAGGCUUCGCUUUCGCAUCCGUUCUAGUCAUAGAUAAGUCCCCAGCAUAUUGAUAAAGUUAUACUUAUGAGUAGAAUUAUAAAAAAUGUCAUACGCUCACGUACUUAACUGUAACAAUAAACUUUUCAGAAGGUUUAAAGGCAAGAGCACGCUUUAUUGUGCUUUUGAAUAAAUAAUUGUUCACUCGCCUUUAUCUCCAAAAGAUUAAUAUAAUUUGAUGACAUUCUCGGCGAGAACGUACCGUUCAAUGGGGAAAAAGGAAAUUCUUUCAAGGUGCCACCCAUUAGACAAACAAAAUAAUUUGUUCAUACAUUUAACAAUGCUAGUAACAAACUCUGCAUGAUUAGUUACGUCUAUCAAUAAAAUAUAAACUUCGCUUAACAUAUUGCUUUAGAAGCUCAUUAAAAUUUGUUGAGAUGGCCGAAUCAGCAUUCAAAACUUUGGAUUUUAGAUCAAUCGAAACAUUUUAAACUCAAUCUGCGAGUUAUAAAAUAGGUAAAAAUAAUAAGCAGCGAAUAUGAGGCUAAUACCAAACAAAAGAAGAAAACGUUGCGCAACAACACAGAAUGAAAAGUUCUACUGCACCCGGCAGUGAUCUUCGACGUCUUCGGCGAAAUCUUCAGAGCUGAGCGCACACCGCUGGAGCACACUAUUGACCGCCGCUCGUGCCAAAUAACCGGUGGUUUGCGUUUGUGAAAGAGAGAAAAGCGGAGAAAUAUCUUUCGUUGCCGGUAAGCCGUGAUCUUUGCAGUACAUGUUGAAGGAAUCCUCCAACAGAAAAUCUAAAUCUAGAAUCUGAUUGAAUCGCAGCUCCGGAUUACGGCGCAGAAUUGUGGCCACGAUGCAGAGCAACUCAACCGCAAUCUGGCG
Molecule: messenger RNA, 2445 nt
Organism: Wyeomyia smithii (pitcher-plant mosquito)
Lineage: Eukaryota; Metazoa; Arthropoda; Insecta; Diptera; Culicidae
Product: phosphatidylinositol-glycan biosynthesis class W protein-like
Exons: 1
Coding region: 163-1569 (468 amino acids)
Biological process (GO): protein localization to plasma membrane; GPI anchor biosynthetic process
Cellular component (GO): membrane; endoplasmic reticulum
Molecular function (GO): glucosaminyl-phosphatidylinositol O-acyltransferase activity
Source: RefSeq, a predicted model, not a curated record